UAUCGAGGUGGAUAAGAUAACUACUCAAAAUCUUCUUUGAAAUUUAAACGGGAAAUAGCAUUUCAGAAACACCUGAAAUCUGAGAUUUCUCGUCCCAAAUGCAGCUUGCUGUCUAUAUCUUCAUCGUACCGAUUCCUAGUAAUUUUUUAAGUUCAAACCCUUCCUUCCUUUUGUUUUACAGCUCCUAUCGUUUUAAUCUCUGCAUUCUUCUUCAUUAUCCUGCUACGUGCUUCACUUCAAUCUUUUUCUCACAAUACCCUCUUCCGGGGGUUUUCCACGCUUUCUUUUUGUCAGUAACAUACCUGAUAGCACAGAAAAGUGAAAAUGCUUCAAAGCACUUGACUUUUAGCUUUCAUAUUUGUUUUUUUAAUUGUUUUUCUGCCAUUUAUUUAGCAACAAUAUUUGGCUUUCAUGCUGAAAUUAUACCUUUUAGCAUAAUUACUACCAUUCCAACUAUCUUUAUAUCUUCAGGCUUUCAGAGCAAAGACUUGAUCCGGGAACUCAAAAAAUGGGUAGAUUUUCAAUACCCAAGUUGGGAAUUCUACUGUUAUGCUGCUUAGCAGCUGUUUCAGAAGCAACAUAUGCGAAGUACAAAGACCCAAAACAGCCAGUGGCUGUUAGAAUCGAAGACUUAAUGAGCAGGAUGACUUUGGCUGAAAAGAUUGGCCAAAUGACUCAGAUCGAGCGCAGCGUUGCUACCCCAGAUGUGAUGAAGAAGUACUUUAUUGGUAAUUGGAGGUUCUAUGGGUUUUGUAGGGAGUGUUUGAGUGGCAGAGGGAGUGUGCCGGCCAUAAAAGCUACUCCUGAGACUUGCAUUAAGAUGGUGAACACAAUUCAAAAGGGUUCCUUAUCCACCCGUCUUCAGAUUCCGAUGAUAUAUGGGAUUGAUGCAGUUCAUGGCCACAAUAAUGUGUACAAAGCUACUAUUUUUCCUCAUAAUGUUGGUCUUGGAGUGACCAGGGAUCCUCAGCUUAUCAAGAAGAUUGGAGAUGCAACUGCUCUCAAAGUUAGAGCUACAGGAAUCUUCUAUGUUUUUGCUCCAUGCAUUGCGGUUUGCAGGGAUCCAAGAUGGGGUCGAUGCUAUGAAAGCUACAGUGAGGAUCAUAAGAUUGUUCAGUUAAUGACUGAGAUUAUACCUGGUUUACUAGGAGACAUCCCUGGCAAUUCUAAAAAGGGUGUUCCCUUUGUUUGUGGGAAAAAAAAGGUGGCAGCCUGUGCUAAACACUUUUGGGGAGAUGGAGGUACGACAAAGGGCAUAAAUGAGAACAAUACUGUGAUUAGCUUGAAUGGACUACUCAGCAUUCACAUGCCAGCAUAUCUAAACUCUAUUAGAAAGGGUGUUGCAAAUAUGGUAUCCUAUUCUAGUUGGAAUGGGAAAAAGAUGCAUGCUAAUCGUGAUCUUGUGAUCGGCUUCCUGAAAAACAAGCUAAAGUUCAGGGGUUUUGUUAUAUCAGAUUGGCUCGGUAUUAAUAAGAUCACCUCUCCUCCACAUGCUAACUACUCUUAUUCUGUAGAAGCUGAAGUUGGUGCUGGUAUUGAUAUGAUCAUGGUUUCUAAUUUCACGGAGUUCAUUGAUUUCCUAACCUAUCAGGUUAAGCACAAUAUCAUUCCAAUGAGCAGGAUUGAUGAUGCUGUAAAGAGGAUCUUGAGAGUAGAAUUUGUCAAGGGUCUCUUUGAGAAUCCGAUGGCUGAUUAAAGCCUGGUAAACCAACUAGGGAGUCAGGAGCACAGGGAGUUAGCAAGGGAAGUUAUGAGGAAAACCCUUGUCCUGCUGAAGAACGGUGAGUCUACUGAUAAGCCAUUGUUACCCCUUCCCAAGAAAGCAACUAAGAUACUGGUAUCCGGAACUCAUGCUGAUAACUUGGGCUAUCAAUGCGGAGGCUGGACCAUCACAUGGCAGGGUCUUGGUGGCAAUGAUCUCACUAGUGGCACCACUACCCUCCAGGCAAUUAAAAAUACGGUUGAUCUAACCACUCGAGUUGUCUACAGUGAGAACCCUGAUUCAGACUUUGUCAAAUCCAUCAAAUUCUCUUUUGCCAUUGUUGUUGUGGGAGAACCCUUGUAUGCGGAAACAUUUGGUGACAGCCUGAAUCUUACAUUAUCCGAGCCUGGUCCACGUACUAUUUACAAUGUUUGUGGGGCUGUGAAAUGUGUUGUUGUUGUUAUCUCUGGCUGGCCGGUUGUCAUGCAACCCUAUCUCUCGUCAGUUAAUGCACUCGUAGUAGCAUGGCUUCCAGAGACCGAGGGCAAAGGUGUUGCUGAUGUGCUGUUUGGUGACUAUGGGUUCACCGGCAAGCUUGUAAGGACAUGGUUCAAGACUGUUGACCAGCUCCCCAUGAACAUUGGUGAUCCGCACUACUACCCUCUUUUUCCAUUUGGAUUUGGUCUAACUACUAAACCUACGGAAGGUUAGUUAGCCAUUGCUCUUUUUAAAACAAUUGUCAUGGAAAAGUGUGGGUUGUAAUAUCAAGUGUGUUAACAUUAGUGUAAAAAAUUGUGGUAAAAAGUUGUAAUGUUAAUUUUAGACGUGAUA
This is a messenger RNA of Gossypium raimondii (Peruvian cotton), 2533 nucleotides long. RefSeq lists its product as uncharacterized. The record is from RefSeq and is a predicted model, not a curated record. Gene Ontology annotation, molecular function: beta-glucosidase activity. Gene Ontology annotation, biological process: glucan catabolic process. Lineage: Eukaryota; Viridiplantae; Streptophyta; Magnoliopsida; Malvales; Malvaceae.